Harpegnathos saltator (Jerdon's jumping ant) is the source of this 885-nucleotide messenger RNA. RefSeq lists its product as uncharacterized. Bases 235 to 822 code for a protein of 195 amino acids. The record is from RefSeq and is a predicted model, not a curated record. The transcript has 6 exons. Lineage: Eukaryota; Metazoa; Arthropoda; Insecta; Hymenoptera; Formicidae.
CCAUCAAAUUAUAAAAUACACGAAGGGAUUGGAGCUACAUCUACAAAUGUUGAACUUGAGAAAAAUUCAUUACAUUUUAGAUCAGUGAGUUCGGAAUAUAACGUGCAGAAGCGGGAGGAAGAUAAAAUUUUAUCCGUCAAAAAUAAUCCAUCUAAUUGCAAUGUCCCUUCACCUUUAAAUGAACACCAAUUUUCAAUUCAAGUUUUUCAUGAGGAUGAGCAAGAUGAUGAAGAGAUGACGGAUGAUACUAAUUCUCGUGAUUAUGAUCGGAACAUCGAUAAUAAGGAAAAUGAGAUAAUUGCGAUGAAGGCUCUCCCAAUUACAGAAAUGAAUGUAGACGAGGAUAUACAUGUAAUUAUAAGUUCUUUAUAUGAAAAAGUAGAUACUUUACAUCAAGACUUUCAACAAUUCAAAACAGAGAUAAAACACGAAGCAGCUAAAAAUAACACAAAAUUGAAAGAAAUAGUUGCUAUUUUAAGAGAAAGUUUCCAAAGAAAUGAAGAAAAUGAAGCAAUAACUAUGGAUUUAAUGCCUGAAUUUCCAAUGACAUCCGUCGAGGAAUACGUACAAUUUAAUGAAACAUUGAAAAAUGAUGAAGCAAUUCGUAAAUGUUUUGAAAAGAAAAUAAAGUGUAUUGGUGGUGACUCUACACAAAAAAUGAUCUCCAAUAUACUCACAUAUUGCAUAACAUUUGAUGUAGGACACAAGUUGACUUGGACUGGUGCAAAAAAUACUAUCGCAAUCGAAAAUACAACUUUUGCAAACAUUAUAGUACUGUCAAUCGUACAAAAGGAAAUGGACCUGACUGUACCAUUGCAUUGAUUGUCAAGCAUGUAAAAAACUGGCUGCAACAUGCAGGUGAUAAAAUGAGAUAUCGAAACAAAA